UGUUGUUCAAGUCUAUUCAAAGUGUUUGACGGGUGUGAUCUGAAAUAUUGGUGUUUAUUAUAAUAAUUUUAUACCUAGUUAUCAAAGUUUAUGAUAAUAUUGCCAAUGCAACUUUGGCAAUAUUUUGUUAUCCUUGUGGGUUGUUUAAGGGCACAUUUUAAAGAAAAGAAAUCUAGAAGUCAAUUCGUGAUUCGAAGUGGUCUAUAGAUACCUACAGUGAGCAAUAAAAAUGACAGUUCGAAUGUGUGGAACAAAAUUCAUCUACCUUCUAGUCCCAAUAGUCAACAUCGUUUCAAUCUCCGUUGGGACAUCCAUAUCAUGGCCAUCUUCGCAACUGCCAAAACUAGAAGAUGCCGAUGAGAGUCCCUUGGGCCGGGCCAUAACAGACAACGAAGCUAGCUGGAUAACAUCUUUAUAUACCAUUGGAGGCAUUGUAGGGCCUUUAAUGUUCGGCUACUUAAACGACCUGAUCGGCCCCAAAAAAACCUUGAUUGUAUUGUCAGUGCCUUUUAUUGGACCAUAUUUAGUUUUUGCCUUCGCAAAUAAUAUAAUUUUGUACUACGUUGGAAGGUUUGUCUUGGGUAUUGGGAUUUCAUCCGUGUAUUCUAUUUGUACUUUGUACGUAGCCAACAUAGCCGAAAAUAAAAAUAGAGGAUUGUUAUCAUCGGCAACAAUGUUUUUCGUGGCGCUGGGGUCUUUAUUUUCCUACUGCAUAGGACCUUACACCUCGUCCAUGGUUUUCAACCUUAUACUAGCUGUAAUACCGAGUGUAUAUUUGGUUUUACUCAUAAUUUUGGCCCCUGAAUCUCCACGUUACCUAAUCAAACGCGGCGAUAUUGAAGGUGCUACUAAGUCAUUAGAAAUAAUCCAUGGAUACACUGACGAUAGAAUAAAAAAAGAAAUAGAAGACAUACAGAAUAGUGCCAUGGAGAAGAAAAUCGAAGGGGGACGCAUUACAGACCUAUUUAGCACCAAAGCGGCAAGGUUUGCUUUCUUCAUGGGUAUAUUUUUAACGACUACCCAACAACUUUCCGGUUUCGGUGUUGUUUUGACUUACACCUCUCAAAUAUUUGAUGCCACUAAAUCCAAGUUGACUUCCUCACAAUCCUCCAUAAUUGUGGGCGUUAUGCAAGUGCUUUGUGCGCCAAUAGCGCCACUUUUCUCCGAUAAAUUCGGCAGAAGAAUCAUGAUGCUGUUCUCCUUAACAGGGGGUAUUUUUUCGGAAAUUUUGUUAGCAACCUAUUUCACUCUCAAUGACCAAGGGAAGAACCUGGAUUCGGUCUCGUGGCUGCCGUUGUUUAGUAUGUCCCUAUUAAUGGCGGCCAAAUACUCUGGUCUCGCCAACUUACCCUGGGCUAUAAUAGCUGAGAUAUAUCCGUCAAAACUAAAAUCGAUAGGGUCCAGUAUUAUAAACGCGUUUAGCAACUUGGUUGGUUUUGCAGCAUUAUACUUUUUCAAUGGUUUGGUUGACAGCAUCGGCUUGGGCGGUAUGUUUUAUUUGUACAGCUGUUUAAUGGCGGUGGCUACCGUCAUACUUUAUACCACGUUGCCUGAAACUAAAGGAAAGAGCUUUGAGGAGAUACAGGAUAUCAUUUCGGGACAUAAGAAGAAUAGCAAUAACACGGGAAUGGAAAAUCCUGCGUUCUCAGAAAAAGAAUAAAUC
Molecule: messenger RNA, 1663 nt
Organism: Brassicogethes aeneus
Lineage: Eukaryota; Metazoa; Arthropoda; Insecta; Coleoptera; Nitidulidae
Source: the annotation of a GenBank genome assembly